Messenger RNA from Arachis duranensis, 1131 nucleotides. Its product is annotated as S-adenosyl-L-methionine:benzoic acid/salicylic acid carboxyl methyltransferase 3-like. Gene Ontology annotation, molecular function: S-adenosylmethionine-dependent methyltransferase activity. Bases 1 to 1131 code for a protein of 376 amino acids. Gene Ontology annotation, biological process: methylation. The transcript has 4 exons. The record is from RefSeq and is a predicted model, not a curated record. NCBI's taxonomy places the organism in Eukaryota, Viridiplantae, Streptophyta, Magnoliopsida, Fabales, Fabaceae.
AUGGCAACAAAGAAAGCACCUCACUUAGAUGGAGGAAUGGAUACACAGCAAGUCCUCCACAUGAAUGAUGGCAUCGGAGAUAAUAGCUACGCUAAUAACUCUUUGUUACAGAAAAAGGUGAUGAUGAAGGCAAAACCCAUAUUAGAGGAGAAUAUGAUGAGACUAUACAGUAUUAUUCAUCCUCAGUGUUUCGUUGUGGCUGAUUUAGGAUGUUCUUCAGGACCCAAUACUCUUUACUUGCUAUCUAAUGUCAUCAACAUUAUUGAUACUGUUACUUGUAAAUUGAAUCUUAAACUACCGGUUUUUCAGUUUUUCUUGAAUGAUCUAUUUGGGAAUGAUUUCAAUAGCAUCAUUAAAUCACUCCCUCAAUUCUUGGAAAGCCUAGAAGAAAAUAAGGGACAUAAUUUUGGUCCAUGUUUUAUUAAUGCAACUCCUGGUUCAUUCUACAAGAGGUUAUUUCCUGAUAAUUCCAUACACUUGGUUCAUUCCUCUUAUAGUCUCCAUUGGCUUUCUAAGGCUCCAAAGGAGUUGGUUAAUAAGGAAAAUGCACACUUAACAAGCACAAGUCCUCCAGGAAUGCAUAAAGCAUAUCUUGAACAAUUCCAGAAAGACUUUAAAUUGUUUCUGAAAUUACGUUCACAAGAAGUGGUGGCUGGAGGUGGAAUGGUUCUCACGUUAUUCGGAAGGGACAAAACUUGUGAUAUCAGAACUGCUUGGACCAUAAUUGGCACAACACUCAAUGACAUGGUCUUAGAGAAUUUGAUUGAAGAGAUAAAAUUGGAGUCGUUUAAUUUACCAUUAUAUGAUCCAACAAUAGAGGAAGCCAAAGAAGUAAUUGAGGAUGAAGGAUCUUUCACCCUUCAAAGGUUGGAAUCUGUGGUACUGGGUUGGGAUGCCAACAUAAAUGAAGAUGUUGAUGAUGAGAAGAAUAAACUUGAUCUAAAUAAGAGGGCACAGUUUAUAACUAAAUACACUCGAGCUGCUACAGAACCCCUUUUGAAGACACAAUUUGGAGAACAAGUCAUGGACGAGUUCUUUCUCCGAUUUAAGAACAAGAUUUUCCAAUUGAUGAUGGACGUUGAAAUAUUGGAAUUUCCUAAUCUUAUAAUAUCACUCAUAAAGAAUGCUUGA